This is a messenger RNA of Phytophthora infestans T30-4, 636 nucleotides long. RefSeq lists its product as uncharacterized. NCBI's taxonomy places the organism in Eukaryota, Oomycota, Peronosporomycetes, Peronosporales, Peronosporaceae. The record is from RefSeq and is a predicted model, not a curated record. Bases 1 to 636 code for a protein of 211 amino acids. The transcript is spliced from 4 exons.
AUGGCGGUGGCAUAUCCGGCGUAUCAGCUGCUCUUCAACUCCGUAGCAAGAUCAGCCUACGAGCUCCCAGUAUUUCUGCUACUCCUUGCCUUAAAAAUCGCUCUCAAGAACCUCGUAUCACUCGACUUAGCCGAAUUGGCGGACUUGAUCCCGGAAAACAUCAUUUUUACAAAUCAUUUCUUCAAUGCCAUCUACUUAGCCACAUCGUUGUACGGGAUCUACCGCUCAUCUACGCGGAUCAUGAAGCAACUUCGCCACACUAUCGGACCAUCUAUGAGCGAAGACAAAUUGCUGUUCGCUGCAUACUUGCUGUGUCACUGCUACGGCAAAUUCACGAAAGAAGAACGCGCACAAGUGCAACACAUCGCUUCUCUUCGCAAGACUCUCGCUACUCUAUUUACUAUCGAGUGCAUGAUUCUGGCCGAGUACGUUGAGUUCGUCAUCCCAUUGUUGUACGGCAACUAUAUCCUCAUGAUGGUUCACCUCCCAAGCGCGCGAUACCACACAGAACUCACUGGCGUCAAUGAGGAGAAUGUCGUGUCUACCGUGCAUAUGGUCUUCCUGUACGGACUACUGGAGUUCGGCGUCGAUAUCACCUUUCAGUUUUCGUGGAUGCAUGACAAGAGCCACAUCUAA